AUGAGAUCAGCCAUUCGAUUUGUUGUUCCCUUAAUAGCUGUGUUGGUCGUGUUCAGCCUUACUCAUUGCUGCUUGGUGAGCUCUCAAUCGGUACCAAGCCAUUCUCUCUAUGAGAGUCCUGGAAAAAGUACGAAGAGUACUCUAGAAAAAGGUGCCAUUGAUUACUACCUUGUAAAUGUCUCGUCAUGGAAUAUCGGAGUGAACGAUUUCUUGGUGUUUGGUUUGAAUUCCCUUUCUGGAGAUGUUGAUUUGUGGAUCUCCACGACUCAAUUUCCUACCUCCUCCGAUUGUAAUGGCUGCAUUAAUACUGAUGUUGCAGGCUAUAGCGAUUCAAGGCUCAUUUACAGAAACGAUGGUGCAAAUUGGCCAGCUUCCAAUGUGUUCUAUGUGGGCGUGGUGGCUUCUUUCAGGAAGAGCUCUUACAGCUUUGCAUCAUGGUCCUCAAAUGUCCAAGUGGCUCUCGAAUCCAAUGUAGCUCUUUUAGGACAGUCUCCAAAAGGACGAGACAAUUACUUUGUUUACGAAAUCCCUCAAGGAGCGAGUCACAUCACCAUUACGGUUACUGCACAAACCUCUUCCUCAGAUCCUGAUCUAUAUCUCUCAGCUUCAAAUCCCAGACCCAAUGCGACUCACAAUGACUGGACAUGUGCAGAUUAUGGCUUUGAUUCCGUUUUGAUUCAUGUAGAGCCUGGACUUACUCACAUUUACAUUAAUGUGAAUGCAUUCACAGACGCUAUCUAUUCAAUUUUGGUUCGUCUGAACGAUGAUGCUGUGCAACUCUCUGAAGGAAUGCUCAUGGACGAUUUGCUUAAUGAGGGCGAAUUGGACAUCUUUUAUUAUGAAAAUUUGCAUUCUCAAAAUAUUGUUAUUGAAACUUUGGAAGUGAACUCAGAGGGUGAAAGCAAGCUCUAUAUUCGGUAUGGACAGCCACCAACUAAUACAGAGUUUGACCAAGUAAUUUCACUCGAAGGAAAUGAUUACUUUACAAUUAAGAAUGCAAGCGUGGGCACAUAUUAUUUUGGGAUUUAUGGAUUGGUUAAUGGAACAGGUUAUAAAGUUUGGUGCUACACGGAGGAUCCCAAUCAAAUUCUAGUCAGUGAAAAUAAUGCUAUCGGUGGUGUGUUAUCAUCGAGCAGCAACUUUGUUUUCAAGUUUGAGAGCAGAGACUUUACACAAGGAAUCAUUGCCAAAGUGGAAGCAAUUGAGCAACCCAUUCGCAUGUAUUACGCUCAACAUUCGCGACCAACAAGUUUCAAAUAUGUGAGAACAAUCACUGCUAGUUCGGGAAAUUCAGCAAUGCUUUACUUGGCUCCACCAUCUCCAACUCCCUACUUGUACUUUUCAUUGUACGGAGAAGGAAAAUUCAAGUUUGAAAUUACUACCAACCACACCACAACAGAGCUGUUCGACGGAAUCGAGAUGGAUAUGGAAUGGGUUCCAAGAGGUUAUUACAGAUACUACAUGUUCAAGGCAGACAAAUUCCCAAAUCAAGCCAUCACUAUCACAGCAAAUCCUUAUCGAUAUAGUGAUGUGGAUCUUUUUGUCUCGACCACUGAGCCACACCCAAGCGAGUCAAGCCACCAAUGGGAAGGAGAAGAGAGAGGAGUCGACACGGUUUACAUUCCUGCAAAAGCCAGUGAGGCAAAAGGCAAUGUUUUUUACAUUUCAGUUUUUGCCUAUGACACAGACUGCUAUUUUAGCCUUGUGGCUUCAUAUGCUGGAGAGCAUCGUGUUUUAAAGCUCGAUGAGUCUAUUUCAUCCACUGUUGCAGAGGAGUCGUACUCGUAUUUCACGCUUGAGAUUGCUAGACCUGGAAAGGUUCUCAUCAACUUACAAUUGCCCAAUAGUGGCGAUCAAGCUGAUUUAUAUUACAGUACCACUGUCACAACUCCCAACAAAUACAAUUAUGAAGGCAAGGGAAGUAAUUUGGGCGGCUCUGUCUUGAACAUUGAUGACGUUCAGCCAGGAACAAUCUAUGUUAGCGUACACGGAGUUUUAUCUACCAGCAUUAACAAAUUGAUUCCUUUCAAGAUGGUCGCCUCAAAUUCGUACCUGUAUACCUAUCCAAACGGGGAUGCAAUUCCAAUGGUUGCCAAGAAGGGCACAAUCAGCGUCUUUAAGGCCUCCAUCACCAAUAGUCUGCGAAUUUUGAUUGCGUCUGCUUCUCUUGUGAAGGGUAAGACAAUCAUGUAUGUCACGAACAAUGACUGGGCUGGCAAUUCCACCUACUACACUUGGAAAGAUUCCAACGCAGCUGGAAACAGCGUUGUUAUUAAGAAAAGUGAUCCAAAAUUCUCUCUAGGAACCUGGACCAUUGUGGUUGAGAGUCUAGAAGAUUCAGAAUACCAUUUAAGCUUGGCAUCUAAUAUCGGUGCCAAUGUUUUGGAAAAUAUCAAUACCAUUGGAAGAACUCCAUCGGAUGGCAACAUGGACAGUUUGAUUUAUAAUUUCUGGCUACCUUUUAAAACAGAGCAAAGCAAGGCUGAUAUUGUCAUUAGAAUAUCAGAACUUGAAGGAAAAGUCAACAUUUAUGCCAAUCAAAAUAUGCAACAAGAUCCCUCUCCAACAUCCUUCAAAUGGAAAUCUGAAACAAAUGGAGCACAAACCAGAGAGCUUGUCAUUAGAAAGGACGAGCUAAAUAUCCAGAAUGCAAUUUAUGUUCUUGUUCAAGGUGAAGUAGGAAAGAGCUCAUUGUACUCGAUUACGUUUGCUAAAUAUACACCCUCUCAAGAUAACAUGGUAGGUAUUGUAGUGGGAGUGAUUCUUGGAGUAGCCAUGCUUGGAGUCGUAAUUGCCCUUGCAGCUGGCCUGGUGUUGUACUUUAGAAAGAGAAAGCAAGCAGCUGUUAACUACAACAAGUUUGAUCAAGAGAAUCAGAAUGCGCCUGAAGGAAGCAGUUCUGUUUAUUAUAAGGUUGAUAAUACUCUUUAA
Messenger RNA from Naegleria fowleri, 2931 nucleotides. RefSeq lists its product as uncharacterized. NCBI's taxonomy places the organism in Eukaryota, Heterolobosea, Eutetramitea, Acrasida, Naegleriidae. Bases 1 to 2931 code for a protein of 976 amino acids. The record is from RefSeq and is a predicted model, not a curated record. The transcript is spliced from 3 exons.